Messenger RNA from Alnus glutinosa, 1091 nucleotides. RefSeq lists its product as uncharacterized. The coding region runs from base 100 to 969 and encodes 289 amino acids. The record is from RefSeq and is a predicted model, not a curated record. The transcript is spliced from 5 exons. Lineage: Eukaryota; Viridiplantae; Streptophyta; Magnoliopsida; Fagales; Betulaceae.
UAGGAAAUUUCUAUCCACAGCAACUGGCCAACAUACAACACAGCGGUAGCUUUAUCAUCCUCCUCAACCUGCAAUUCCAUCCGGCCCGUGCGAUUUACCAUGUUCUCGCAGUGUUGCUGUUGGAGCGUUUCCACGUCUUCCUGGGCUUCUACUCAUUCAUGGGUAUCCGCAAAGCACCGCCUUGGUAACAAUUCUUGCCGAACAGAACCAUUUCUUCUUCUUCGCAUGAGAGCGAGACAGCCCAAAUCCUCUCCUUUAAGGCCCACUUGUCUCGGAGCUGAAUUGUUCGACCAGUUUGGGCAACUCGCCCACAACAAGGUUUUACUUGCGGCCGGGGGUUCUGCUGCAAUUGGGCAGCUCUCUAAGCCCUUCACUUCUGUGCUUCUCUAUGGAAAAGACUUGGAUUUCAGGGCUACCAUUCAGGCUGGAGGCUUCCCGUCUACCCACUCCUCUGCAGUGGUGGCCACCGCGGCAACCAUUGGCUUGGAAAGGGGUCUCUCAGAUUCAAUUUUUGGCCUAACGGUUGUUUAUGCUGGCCUUGUUAUGUAUGAUGCGCAGGGUGUGAGAAGAGAAGUAGGAAAUCAUGCAAAAGUGCUGAACAAAGUGCUGGCCAAGAUACACUUAAAUUCAGUUCACAAUAAGGAUAGAGAUGAUUCUAUUGAUUCUCAACCGGGACCCUCAUUGCCGAUAAGUUUGGAGAGCCUUGGGCCCCUCUUGUCUGAGGAAGCAGGUUCUUUCACAUCAAAACCAAUAAAGUCUCCUCUGUUACUUAGAUCAGAUGACAAAAUGAGGCAAAAUAAUGAGGCAGUGCUGUCUUCUGCCUUAGCCGCUGAUGUUGAAGAAGGAUCAGAAAGAAGUAGUGAUAAUUCAAUUCCAUUAAAAGAAUCAAUCGGCCAUACUGAGGUUGAAGUCAUAGCAGGUGCUCUGCUUGGUUUCUUUGUUAGCUUGGCUGUAUAUACCAUACCAUGAUAUUGUAUAAGUUGUCUACUUUUAUUAUUUUUCCUACUAUUCUGAUUCAUAGGCAUCUAGUGUUAAAAAAUUAUUGCAAACAUCAAUACACUGCAUUCCAAUUAGAUUCAGAUUCAACCCAA